AUAUUAGGAAAACAAUGUACAACACUGGUAAAAUAUAUACAAUGAGGCUUUUAGAAACGGCGUUUGUUCUCGGUGUGAUCCUCGGCUGCUUUUUAAAUCCUGUGGUUACCAAUGAGAACAACACCUGUUCUAUGGAGAUGUUUGGUAAUGAUUUCAGUGCCUAUAUGGCUUGUGUCACCGAAUUUGCCCAUCAAUGCAACUGGUUCCCUUCUCCUAUAGCUGGUCUUUUUAGCUAUCAGAUUUGGAACGGAUAUGACGGGUUCUGGCAGAAUGGCGCAGUACUGGAACCAAUUGCUAACUUUAUGAAGUAUGCUGAACACAAAAGAUAUAUGACAGUGGUAAAAGGUUCCCAGAGAGAUUUGUACUCCUUAAUGGAAGCCUAUGGUCCGUAUCCAUCUUUUGAUGACAUGGGAUGGUACGGUAUCAGCUAUGCUAGGAUAUAUGAACUAUUCGGACUCGAGGAAUUUCUUCAGUCGGCGAAAGACAUCCUAAAUUGGAGCUGGAAAACGGGAUGGGACUCCUCCGGCACGUGCAAAGGAGGAAUGUGGUUUGACAACAACUUCAAUGCCAAACAAACCAUUACAGACGUCCAGAUCUAUCACUUGGCGGCAAAACUCUACCGAUUAACUAAUGAUACAACAUUCAAGAGUAAAUAUGAAUUGAUUGAAAACUACAUAUUCGCGAAUAAUUUGAUCAACAGUUCUACCAAUCUUCUAAGUGAUGGAAUUGAUUUAUCAUCUUGCCAUCCUUCAGAAGUUGUAGGCUUUACCUACGAAACAGGAGUUAUGAUUGGUGCUCUUUCAGAAAUGUAUAAGAUCACCCAGAAUGAAUCAUACCUUAUUUUAGCAGACAAAAUGGCCACUGCAGCAAUUCAAUAUAACAGUAAUUCUAGCGGAAUAUUCACAGAAAAGAAUUGUGAUCCAAAUUGCAAUGAUGAUGCCAAAAUGUUCAAAGGAAUUUUUACUCGAAAUCUCCGAUAUUUCAUGGAUACAGUGAAGGACACAUCUGUCCGUGACAGAUACCAGAAAUGGAUGGAUUUUCAAGUUCAAGCUAUUGUAAAAUACAACAUGUGUAACGAGGACCCCAUCUCAAAAUGUAAUAUCACAUUUCAAGAUGGUCCUCCAUAUUAUAAGAUAUCAGGUCCUGUAUUUUCCCCUGACUGGAAUGGUCCAUUCAUCAAUGGGGCACCAAUGCAGCAAACGUCUGCUUUGGAUUUGUUUGUUGCUAGUAUUCUCCCAGGCACCAAGUGUUCUGGUAUUUUCUGUAACUAUGAUCCAUAUUUUCCACCACCUCAACCUUUGACCUGCGGAUCACACCCAUGUCCUUCCGAUGAAGAAUGUUGUGAAUAUAGUCCCUACACUUCCUACACGUGUUGCGCAAAGUCGCAGAAAUGCAGUGACAAGGGAAUUUGUGUGUAAAAAACUGAAACAAUUUGGAAUAUAGAUGAUGUAUGACAAUAAUGUGUAUGAUGCAGGUCCCGAGUCGGAUUACAUAUUCUUAAUGUAUGUUAUAUUUUGUUACUGUAAACGUUUACGGAGAUAUUAACUCUUUAAACUCUACAAAAUUGUUUAUUUAGAUGGAUAAAGUGCACAUUGACAA
Messenger RNA from Ostrea edulis (European flat oyster), 1599 nucleotides. RefSeq lists its product as uncharacterized. Gene Ontology annotation, biological process: carbohydrate metabolic process. Lineage: Eukaryota; Metazoa; Mollusca; Bivalvia; Ostreida; Ostreidae. The record is from RefSeq and is a predicted model, not a curated record. The transcript has 2 exons. Bases 15 to 1418 code for a protein of 467 amino acids.